This is a messenger RNA of Sciurus carolinensis (gray squirrel), 3838 nucleotides long. RefSeq names its product acyloxyacyl hydrolase (gene Aoah). Lineage: Eukaryota; Metazoa; Chordata; Mammalia; Rodentia; Sciuridae. The coding region runs from base 317 to 2059 and encodes 580 amino acids. Gene Ontology annotation, biological process: negative regulation of inflammatory response; lipopolysaccharide catabolic process. Gene Ontology annotation, molecular function: acyloxyacyl hydrolase activity; calcium ion binding. The record is from RefSeq and is a predicted model, not a curated record. The transcript has 21 exons.
GUUACCACGACUGUGCAGCUUAGUUUUUCUCUUUUCCUGCUGUGUUCAGCUCAGAAGAACUGCAAACCAAGAACUCCCUCCAACUCUCCCCAGUCCCAGGUCCAUGCAGCUUUCUCAGCCUUUUGAAAUAGCAAGUUGUGGACCUCUAAGUGUUUGUGUAUGUUUUUGUUUGCCUCAUACUUGUUGAAAAGUGUGUAGGUGCAUGUUGGGAGGGUGUGGUGAAGAGAGAGGAAGAGGAGGGGAGAGAGACUGAUUCUGCAGACUGAGCUUCAUCAUCAGCUAGUCAGCAGACUCUGCAGCCAAGUGGUUACUCAGAAUGCACGGCUCAGAGAUGAAGUCCCCCUGGAAAGCCCUCAUAACAGCUCCUCUGCUCGUUCUCCUGCUCCUUCACUCCUGGGCCUCUGCAGCCUAUAAUGACCAACACAGCACCAGUUAUUCCAAUGGCCACACCUGUGUAGGCUGUGUGCUGGUAGUAUCUGUGAUCAAACAGCUGGCUCAAGUCCACAACUCUACAGUCCAGGCCUCAAUGGAGCGACUGUGCAGUUACCUGCCUGAGAAACUGUUCUUGAAAACCACCUGCUACAUAAUGGUUCACAAGUUUGGAUCAGACAUCAUAAAACUGCUUGAGGCAGGUAUGAAUGCUGAUGUGGCAUGUCACACUCUGGAAUUUUGUAAGCAGAAGACUGGCCAACCACAGUGCCAUCUCUAUCCGCUUCCCAAGGAGGCAUGGAAAUUUACACUAGAGAAGGCAAGACAAAUUGUCAAGAAAUCCUCGACCGUGCAAUAUCCUGGAAGUGGUUCUGAUAUUUGUUCACUCCCGUUUUUGGCCAAGAUCUGUCAGAAAAUUAAAUUAUCUAUAUCAAAUUCUGUGCCAUUCAAAGAUAUGGAUUCAGACAAAUACAGUGUUUUCCCAACGCUGCGGGGCUAUCACUGGCGAGGGAGAGACUGUAACGACCAUGACAAGACGGCCUAUCCUGGCAGAAGGCCAGACAGCUGGGAUGUGCACCGGGAUUCAAAUUGUAAUGGCAUUUGGGGUGUAGAUCCCAAAGAUGGAAUUCCAUAUGAGAAGAAAUUCUGUGAAGGUUCACAGCCCAGGGGAAUCAUUUUGCUGGGAGACUCAGCUGGGGCUCAUUUUCACAUCCCUCCCGAAUGGCUCAUGGCUUCGCAGAUGUCUUUGAAUUCCUUCUUAAAUUUGCCAAUGGCAAUUACCAAUGAGCUCGACUGGCCCCAACUCUCUGGUGUUACUGGAUUUCUGGACUCCACAAACGGAAUUGAAGAAAAAUCUAUUUAUCUUCGUUUACGGAGAAGAAACCACUGCAACCACAGGGACUACCAGAAUAUUUCAAGAAAUGGUGCAUCUUCUAAAAACUUGGAGCGAUUUAUAGAAAGCUUGUCUAGGAAUCAACUGUUGGACCAUCCAGCCAUCGUCAUAUAUGCCAUGAUUGGAAAUGAUGUCUGCAAUGGAAAGACUGACCCAGUUCCAGAAAUGACCACUCCUGAGAAGUUGUACUCCAACGUCAUGCAGACUCUGAAAUAUCUAAAUUCCCACCUGCCCAAUGGCAGCCAUGUUAUUUUAUAUGGCUUGCCAGAUGGCACAUUUCUCUGGGAUAAUUUGCACAACAGAUAUCAUCCUCUCGGCCAGCUUAAUAAAGAUGUGACUUAUGCACAACUGUACUCCUUCCUGAACUGCCUCCAGGUCAGCCCCUGCAGUGGCUGGAUGACUUCCAACAAGACGCUCCGGACUCUCACUUCAGAGAGAGCGGAACAACUCUCCAAUACACUGAAAAACAUUGCAACCAGUGAGAAAUUUACGAACUUCAAUCUUUUCCACAUGGAUUUUGCCUUCCAAGAAAUCAUAGAGGAGUGGCGGAAGAGAGGCGGACAGCCCUGGCAGCUCAUUGAACCUGUGGAUGGAUUUCACCCCAAUGAGGUGUCUUCGUUGCUGCUGGCAGAGAAUUUCUGGAAGAAGGUGAAGCUCCAGUGGCCCCAGGUCCUGGGAAAGGAGAAUCCAUUCAACGCCCAGAUUGAGCAGGUGUUUGGAGACCAAGGUGGACACUGAGUGUCUCAAGCACAUACACACCUGAGAAGCACAGGAGGCAGAAACUUGGAUCAGCUCAUCAGCAGCCUGUUACAGGUCCCUGUGUCACAGGCCCAAAGGACCCUCAGCAGCAGCAUCUUUGCAAAAUUCUUUCCCCAAGAGCACAGCUGAAUAACAGUGUGGCGCUGUGUUCUUCUAGGACCAAUUUCCCUCCAACUUUUCUUGACGUAACCCUUAAUAAAACUUUUUGGGGAUCACUUCCAGCAAGGAAGUAUUCUGUGCCCUUCAACAGUGAAUCAUUUUAAAAAGGGGGUUUCUUAAAACAUGAAGCACCCAGUGAUGUUCAGCAAUUUGCUCAUGAUCUUGGUGUGUCAGGGCCUGACCCUGUCUCUGUCGGUGACUUAAAGAUGGACCAGCAAGCUGAGGCUUUUCCUAGAAAGGCUGCUGGAUGGCUGCCAAGGACUUAAACAAGCAGGGACAAUUCAACUGUCAUGGGCCUUUUUUAAAACCAGCAUGCAAAACCAUAAAUACAAAAUUAGGCAUAAGCUUGAAUACUUAUUUAGAAGGAGAAAAGAAAUCAGAGCAAGUCAAGAACUUUUAAAAGUCAACAAGUACCAUAAGUCCAUAAAAAUGAUAAAAAAAUCUUUUCUUUGGAAGCUUCUGCUGGAAAUGGAACCGAGGGCUUCCUACAUGCUAGACCAGGGCUCUACCACUGAGCUACAUUUCCAGUCCAGCUUUCCCUGCCUUCUAAAGCUGCAUAAUCUGAUUGUCUCUUCCUUACAACAAUGAUUUUGUGAUGUCAUUGUCUACAGAAAGAAUUAUGAACUAAAAUUUGUUGCUUAUCAUUGAUAGUUCAAAAGAGUUUCUUUCAGCUACAUAAAUCGUUAGUGGCAAAGUUGUAUGAAUCUUCAGGAUUGUCAUCACAGUGUGAAGAUAUCUGUCAGGUUUCUUUGGAUGCAAGCUGUGACUCACUCUCCAUUUCUAGCAUGGUUGACCCCCCAUACUGCAGGUUCUGCCCCUGUGAAUUCACUCAACUGAGGAUCAAAAAUAUUUGAAAAAAGUUGUAACUGUACUGAACGUGUACAGACUGUUUUCCUGUCAUUAUUCCCUGAAUAGUACAGUAUAGCAACUAUUGCAUAGCAUUUACAUUGCAUUAGGUAUUAUAAGUGCUAUAUUUUGGAUCUUGAAUGUCCCCCAAAGGCCAUGCAUUAAAGGCUUUGACCUCAGCUUGGCACUAUUGAGAAGCACUGGAAACUUUAAGAAGUGGGUCCUAAUGAGAGGUUUUCGGUCACUGGAAGCAUGCCCUCAAAGGGAAUUGCAUAGAACCUACACACAUCCUUCAGUAUAUUUCAAUGUCUAGAUUAUUUAUAAUACCUAAUGCAAUGCAAAUGUCACAUAAAUAUUCUUAGGCCGUAUUAUUUAGGGAAUAAUGACAAGAAAAAUAUCUAUACAUGUUCACGGUGGACACAAUCAUCACAGACCUAAGUACACAGUACACAAUCUGCCAGUGGUCAGACCUGUAGUUAGCUGAAUCACAGGUGUGGAACCCGUGGAUACCAAGUGCUGACUGCAGAUGAUUUAUCAUCAAAUAUAUUCUUGACUGUGAAAGGCUGAGCACCAGAGCAAACCAUCUCCUGCUCACCAUGCACAUCAGAUAAAGGGAAGCCAUUGCCACUGACUGGCUUCUAUACAUCUCUUGUCUCAUUUCUCCUCCAUGAGCCACAUAUUUCUACACUGCAAUAGGACUGUUGGCCUUUGGUCACCUUUGUUAUGAUACUCGUGGACAUUAUCUAGCAAUAG